This is a messenger RNA of Anguilla anguilla (European eel), 1866 nucleotides long. Its product is annotated as protein FEV-like. Bases 98 to 757 code for a protein of 219 amino acids. Gene Ontology annotation, molecular function: sequence-specific DNA binding; DNA-binding transcription factor activity, RNA polymerase II-specific. Gene Ontology annotation, biological process: regulation of transcription by RNA polymerase II; cell differentiation. NCBI's taxonomy places the organism in Eukaryota, Metazoa, Chordata, Actinopteri, Anguilliformes, Anguillidae. Gene Ontology annotation, cellular component: nucleus. The record is from RefSeq and is a predicted model, not a curated record. The transcript has 3 exons.
CUGUUUCACAUUUAUUCCAGAUCAUAGUUUCGAGAUAAAGUUUAAUAAAAAUCGUCUCCUCGGCUGAAAAUCAGCCCUUUCUGAUCAAACAGCCACAAUGAAACAGAAGUGUGGAGGAAACCUUGUGUUUAACAUGUAUCUCUCAGAUUCAACGGAAAAUUUGUUUAAAGACGGGAAAAGCGCAUCAUGGAGCCCAAUUAAUACCGGAAUACAGAAAGGUAGCGGACAAAUACAGUUGUGGCAGUUCCUGCUGGAACUCUUGUCCGACAGCUCCAACGUGACCUGUAUCGCGUGGGAAGGGACUCACGGAGAAUUCAAGCUCAUUGACCCCGACGAGGUGGCCAGGCGCUGGGGCGAACGGAAGAGUAAACCAAACAUGAACUACGACAAGCUAAGCCGCGCGCUUCGCUACUACUACGACAAGAACAUCAUGACUAAAGUCCAUGGAAAACGUUAUGCCUACAAGUUUGACUUCCACGGCCUUGCACAGGUGUGCCAACCUUCGCCUACAGAAAACACUCUGUAUAAUUACCAGAGUAAUUUCGCCCCCAUGCCGUUUUCUGGGAUUUCUAAACUCAACCUUGUGGCACCAGGUGUUGGUCCAUCCGGGUUCUCGUACUGGCACAGCUCCGCACCGACAUUUUACAACAGCCACAACCUACAGGCUCCAGGACCAUUUGGAGCCGUAUCUGCAGCGCGUUUCAAUUGUGUAAAUAAUAUCAACAAUGUAAACAAUAUAAAUAAUCAUUACAACUGAACGUUGGUAUCCUACCCAUCAACUACUGUAAGUAUUCUCAUUUUUACUUUAGAAUGUAGGACGACCCACUUAUAACUUGAAAAUCACGCAGUUAAACACGGCGUCAUUAACGCUGCAGACCAGUGGUAACCAACCCAGUUCCUGGAGACCUACCUUCCUGUUGGUUGUCAUUUCAACUGUAAUUUGGCACACCCGAUUCUACUAACUAGCGGCUCAAUAGGAUCUCUAGCUGUUGAAUGAAACACGCUUUGUUAGGGUUGGAGUGAACAUCUACAGGCUGGUCGAUCUCUAGGAGCAGGGUUGGUUACCACUGCUGUAGACGAAUACUACAAGUCUAAUACAAAAACACGCGCUGCGCCAUCUGCUGGUGGAAUCAAAUCAACGGCAGUAUUUCUGUUUUAGGCUUGUCGAGGGAAUAUUUCAGUUAAAUGUUUGAGAUAAAAAUAAAAAUAGUUUCAAUAAUUUGAAGGAAUUUAUUGUUUGAACUUGAAUUUAACAGCGCCAUGCUUAUGUAUGUUUUGUAUGUAUACACACUGUUUUUCUGUCAGAGCGAUUGGAAAUUCUGUGUUCAAAAAUUAAUUUUAAAGUCCCUGCGAAAAAUAUGGCGUCGACAAAUGUUUAAAAAAGUUUAAAAUACAAUAUAUUGCCUGUGUCAAUAUAUUCAAUUUUAUAUAUAAAUGUAGGCCAAUAUAUAGCCAAUAUUAUAGGUGGGAUUUUAUAACUGUCAUUUGUACUGUAUGGAGGAUAAUAAUACACAUUAAAAUGCCUAGUGUUAAUUCUACUCUAACAGAAUACAAAUUCCAAUUCCAAUUGAUUUAACAAUGAGCAUUUUACUUUGUAAUUUAUACACGUGACAUUAUUUAACUGGAAAACAAUGCACUUGUCUCAAGACAUGUAUAUUCUGGCAUCAUCAUAGACAAAUAGGAUUUUCUUAAACAUUCAAUAUAAUCAAAAAUAUAAUUAUUACUACUACUACCACUAUCACUACUACUACUACUGCUUCUACUACUACUACUAAUGACAAUAGUAAUAAUUAUAAAGACGUAUUUGUAUAAAUUAGAUACUUCACUUAUGACUGUUUUUGUUUCUUAAUAAUGCCAGUAGUUUGU